This is a messenger RNA of Erythranthe guttata (spotted monkey flower), 2616 nucleotides long. Lineage: Eukaryota; Viridiplantae; Streptophyta; Magnoliopsida; Lamiales; Phrymaceae. The record is from RefSeq and is a predicted model, not a curated record.
AUGACUAAACCCCUUCAGCUUCGGAGUAGAAGUCAUCCAGCUCAUUGGAAGCCACCGGAAAAAGGAGUGAUAAAAAUUAAUGUAGAUGCCGCAUUUCCGGUGGGAGAAACAUUCUACUCCCUAGCGUGCAUUGCUCGAGAUGAUAGUGGUAAAUGUGUCUGGUGGGCUGCAUAUAAAAUUCCCGGACGUCCAAAGGCGAUAGACGGAGAGGCUCAUGCGGUUCUCCGAGCUCUGGUAAAAGCUAAAGAAUUUGAUUGGCCCAAAGUUAUCAUUGAAGGUGAUAAUCUCUCGGCUAUCCAAACCCUACGGGACUGCUCCGUCAACUCGGCAUCCUUUGGUGCGUACAUUGAGAAUAGUAUUCAUCAAAAUAAUUUGCCGUGGAUGGUAGGAGGUGACUUCAACGAAAUACUUGAUAACGCUGAGAAGAAAGGAGGACCUCAAAAGUCGCCGGCCAGUAUUCGAGCUUUUCGGGAUACCUUAGUUGAUUGUGGGUUGGCUGAUAUUGGUUUCAAUGGUGAUCCGUUUACUUGGUCGAACAAUCGAAACGAGCCUUACACUGUGCGGUGCCGGCUAGAUAGAGUUUGUGCAAAUUCAGAGUGGAUUUCCAUGUUUUCCCAGGCGCAAGUUUCACAUCUCGAUUACCCAGGCUCCGAUCACUGUCCAAUAUUACUUUCCCAUAAUACUAAUACGAGGAACACGACAAGAAGGCGACGACCAUUUCGCUUUGAAGCAUUGUGGAUUAUAAGAGAAGAUUGUGAAGCAAUUAUUCAACAACAGUGGACGGGGAAUAGUGAGCUUAACCCGGUUGAAGAAGUUCUGACCAAGACCAAAGAAUGUCGGCUUGCUCUUCUCAGGUGGAGCAAAACCACCGUUAAACAGCCCCAGAUGCGAAUUGCAGAAAUUAGAAAAAAGUUGAAAGUGCUUAAAUCAGGACUUAUAUCAGAAGAGAACAAAGCGGAGGUGAAAGAGUUGCAAGCGGAAUUAGAGAAUCUCUAUGUUGAUACCGAUAUGUACUGGCGUCAAAGAAGCAAAGUUCAAUGGGUUCGCGAGGGGGAUAGGAAUACGAGUUUUUUCCAUGCAAAGGCCACUACGAGGAAACGGAUCAAUACGGUUAACAAAAUUAAAGACAAUUCAGGCUUCUGGAGAGAUAAACCUGAGGAGAUCGAAAAAGUGAUUUCAGAUUAUUUCGAGGAAAUCUUCAAGUCCACCGAUCCAAGUGUUAUUGAGAUAGAUGAGGUGUUGGAGUGCAUUGAACCUCGGAUUUCGGGUGAUGCCGCCCAGAAGCUAACCCUCCCUUUUACCAAAUCCCCGGGUCCCGAUGGCUUACCGUUCGGUUCAGUGCACCCAACAAGGGGACUACGCCAAGGAGACCCACUCUCCCCUUACUUGUUCAUAUGUUGUGCGGAGGCAUUGAUUGCAGUGAACCGGGCGGUGGAUAAUGGAGAGGUGCAUGGAAUUCAAGUGGCUCCCUCGGCCCCCAUUAUAUCGAAUUUAUGCUUCGCGGACGAUACUCUCUUAUUUUGCGAAGCCUCUCAAUCGGAGUCCAUGAAACUAAAACAAAUCUUGAGCUUGUUUGCAAGAACUUCUGGCCAGGAGGUGAACCUUGAGAAGUCGACUAUGACUUUCAGCCCGACAACGCCUCAAGCUACGAAAGAGGUUUUGAGCCAAAUCUUGGGCUUCAAGGUGGUGGAGCGUCAUGAAAAAUACUUGGGAAUGCCAACAAAUAUGGGUCGUACUUGGAAAGAAAUCUUUAGCUAUCUUCGGGACCGAGUUUGGGCAAAAAUUACCGGGUGGGGUGAAAAACAACUAUCAAGAGCCGGAAAAGAGGUUUUAAUAAAGGCUGUGCUCCAGGCAAUUCCUACUUACGCGAUGAGUUGCUUUCUACUUCCGCGUGGGCUCCUUGGUGAAAUUGAAUCGGCAAUUCGACGAUUUUGGUGGGGGUCAGGGACGAAGUGGAAAAUGGCAUGGUUAGCUUGGAAGCAUUUGUGUCUGGCUAAAGAAGAGGGGGGUCUUGGCCUCCGCGACUUGCGUUCUUUCAAUAUGGCCUUGCUUGCCAAGCAAGCUUGGCGAAUUGUUACUAAGCCGAAACUUUUACUGGCCAAGAUUAUGAAAGCGAGAUAUUUUCCCAAUGGUUCAUUCUUCACAGCAAACAUGGGUUUUCGGCCAUCGGCGACGUGGAGGAGUAUUUUGGCAGCCCGACCUCAUCUCCAAAGUGGCCUGAGAAUUAAAAUUGGAAACGGACAAGAUACGGCAAUUUGGGGUGACCCGUGGAUUGUGGAUGAUUGCAAUUUUAAGGUUCUCACGAAGCGACCUAUCAACACGCCAUUUCCGAAUCGAGUUGCUGAUAUUGUUGACCCAUUGACUAGGAAAUGGAACGUGGCUCUAAUCGAUGAAGUCUUCUGGCCAAUUGAUAAACAGAGAAUUCUUGCUGUCCCGAUUGGUACCAUGCACGCACAAGAUCGGUUCGUUUGGCAUUCCUGUCCAAAUGGCCAAUUUUCGGUCAAAUCAUGUUACCGCAAUAUUCUUGCCCGACCAAGACAGCUGAACCAGAGGGAAGGAAACGCUAAUCUCACAGGUUCUAGCGGUGAACCGAAGAUGGAUUGGAAAAAAAUUUAG